Molecule: messenger RNA, 351 nt
Organism: Loa loa (African eye worm)
Lineage: Eukaryota; Metazoa; Nematoda; Chromadorea; Rhabditida; Onchocercidae
Exons: 1
Coding region: 1-351 (116 amino acids)
Source: RefSeq, a predicted model, not a curated record
AUGAAUGGUUCAUCUAUCAGAAAAAUUAGCAAUGUAUGCGAAUGUCAGUCAUCGUCCUUUAAGAGGACACUCUUACGAUUAAUUGCCGGAAGAUGCCCAUUAUGCUUAUCAACUUUUCAUCCAGCCAACCACACCUCAACCGCGAAAGUGUCACCUCUGCUCAUUCUGCUGAAAGUCAUGCAGCUGUUUGACAUCAGACAUCAAAUUUAUCGGAAUUCCAGAAUUACUGCAGUAAAAAAUCAAAGUGAACUGAUCGUUUUGCACAAAGCGGACGUCAAAAGUGGAUUGGUUCGCCAAGUAUCAACCAAUGAUUCCGCUUUCGUAUUUGUUUCUUUUUUUCUGGACGAUUAA